Messenger RNA from Dermacentor albipictus, 3926 nucleotides. Lineage: Eukaryota; Metazoa; Arthropoda; Arachnida; Ixodida; Ixodidae. The record is from RefSeq and is a predicted model, not a curated record.
UGCAAAAUCCCAUUGAAGAUUGAUGAAUGCAGCUUGCAGUGUGAUAUGACUGAAUGAGCCAUAAAAGUAACUCAUCUCACUUGGUAAAUGAAAGCACAUAUUAGUGUGAUGCACAAGAUACGUUACACUAACGUGGUGGGUUCUCUUGCUUAUACAGCAAAAUAAUCGGUGCGCGAGAAAAAAAUUAUUUUUGCAUAACCCUUGUACACACUGACUUAAGGAAAAUGAGCUGGAGCUGUCCACAUGAUGUACUUAUUUUACCUGCGAGUAUGGUCAACAAAAAUGUGUCCCAGCUGCUUAGUGGUAUUCCAGAUUAUGUCAGUAUUGCAUAUGUGCCUGUUGUCGAAAAUAAUUGAAUUUUGAAAGUGCUCGCAGGGAUCUGAUGUGCAUAUCUGCAGUUUAUGGAUACAUGUAAAAGACUCAGCAUCAAGUGCAAGUGAACGGUCCCACAGGCCCGGAGUCGAUCAUGCAAAUAGAUUCGCUGCACAAAUUUGUGACAUGAAAUGGCAUGCAAGGAAGUGUUGAAAAUAUUCCACAGUUAAUAAAACGCCUAAGCUAUUAAUAUGUGGGUUGAUGCACUCGUUAUGCAAAACGGAGGUGAGGCGUGCAGACAGGAAACAAGAGUAGAGUAUUUACAAGCAAACAACACGCGCGCCGCCCACUUCUCUACUCUUGUGUCCUGUCUGCACGCCUCACCUCUGUUUUGCAUAAUGAAUCCUUACGAACUAGCUCAGCUUUCUGUCGUUCUAAGUCUCCAUGCACUCUAUUUCGUCCGCAUUAGGCACUCGCCUCUUGAUUACUUCGUGGCACAGAAAUACUCGGUCAUCAGGCUGUUUUUCUGCUGUGGCCUUUGUAGAAGCAUGAUUGUUCAAAGUGCAACAAUUAAACAGAUUCUUUGAGUUGCUUGUGGCUUCGCCAAUACAAUUCCGGUGCGCUGGUCCGCCUGUCCAGCAAUUUCCUACUGAAGGGAAACCUGCAAAUAAAAACACCGCUCCGCAUGCAGAAAAAUGCUCUACUGUGACGCUUCUCGAACGAUUGUGAUGUAUCACAAGAGCUGCCUACUCGCGUGAUAUUCUCAACAAGGAGAUACAUUCGUUUACUUACAUGUGAAGGUAUAUGCCAGACCACUUCGGGGCUUCGGUGGCACAUAAGGCACGAGUGUGUCAUAGCGUCCGAUGUCGACGCGCGAUCGCAUGUCAAACCAUUGGUCAAACGAAACUACUACGCAUCCAAAAAACAGAUUCGAAACCGAAAUUCGCGUCAUCCUUUAUUGCAUGAAUGCGUACAUCGUGAUUUACAUAAGUCACGGACUUAGCGAUCGCUUUCUGUAAACUUAAUAUUAACGUACCACCUUCAUAAAGCCAUCAGGUAUGCGUUUUUAGGUGACAAAGCAUAAGGUGACCUGUACUUGUUCUCAGCUCUUUCAAUAGUAAUUGCGCUGGCCACAUUGACCAGUAGCAACAGGGCGGCGCCCUAGAGGUUCCCACUUUUCCGGCCCAGCUUUUCCUCUAGAGUUGUUCUACUAACUCUAUGCACUUAAAGCUUCAUUUACACUUCGAUCACAGCGCCACCACUGUAUUUUUCGUCGUCGCGCGUCUCACUGCAAAGGACUCUAUGCUGCAAAGCAUGUGCCGUUGUCCAGUCGUUCGCGCCAUAGAGCUAGUUCCCUACGAAAAUUGUUCGUCCCACUCAACCGUAUUUUAGCACACUCUAAUCAAUUCACAGCGCACUACCAGCCGAGUGGCGUACUGCGAUCGGUAGCGGUGUACAUCUUUAAAACCUUCUAAUUACAGGCUUUACACGGAGCACUUAGAUGCGUCAAUUAAUGAUCAGAAGGACCUACCCCAACGACUCGGUACGUUAGUACAAAAUCCGCAAAAUCGUUUCAGGGUACCUGUAAAGCUUUGCCACAGUUGACACCAGCAAAAUUUUAAACUGCGCGAAGACGGGACAUGAACAGAAACAUAGACGCAUAUGUGUGUCUACCCGCAUCACCACAGCCUUCCACGUUAAGCGAGCAACUUGCAAACGGCGAACGCUUAAGUCACGCGCGAUGUAUAAUACAUCGGUGUCGCCGCAAGCGCCGAUCUAUCAGCAGCGGAUCGCGUCGACAACAUCUCUUCCGAGCAGUUCAGAGCGCUCGCCACCCACCAACCUCGCUUGGCUGGUCGUAGGUUUCAUAGUUUCGAUAUUGGCAAGGUCUGCAGAAGUCGACCCGAGCAAGAGCCCACCUUACAAAGCGUUCUGUUCCGUGGAAAAGAGGGGUUGACUCCCCCCCCCCCCGCUAUACCAGUGAAGGCGCAAAAGCACCCCUCUGUUUUGUGGUUGACUACCCACAACACAUCUGCCUGUCGGUCCCCAGAGCUCGGCAUUCAACGGUCGCACGAUGAGCGCAAAAAUCUGGAGACCUGAUGCGUUGGACUUCCCUGAAGUGGCCUCGGAGUUGGCUAGCGUGUUUGAGUGCCCCAUAUGUUUCGACCUUAUCAUGCCUCCCAUCACCCAGUGCGUGAACGGCCAUCUGCUGUGUUCCUCGUGUUCCAAGAACAUUUCCUCCGUGUGUCCACUUUGCCGGGAACAGAUCAGCCACACCCGUGCCUUGGCUAUAGAGAAAGUGGCAGGAAAACUUCCCUACCCAUGCAGCUAUUCGUCUAAUGGUUGCACUGCUCAGCCGCUCCUGAAUCAGAAGCCGGAUCACGAGAGGACGUGCGAUUUCAGAACGUGUCCCUGCAUAUUUGCGGAUGUGACGUGCAAGUGGACCGGCACUGCAAAACAGAUGGUUGCACACGUCCGUGAGGCCCACCAGAACUCCAUUGUCAAUGGUGACAAGAUGAAAUUCGUCGCCACGAACGUGGACAGCAGAGAUCCAGGCGUGUGGAAGGAAGUUCAGUCGUGCUUGGACCAAAUGUUCGUGGUUGUUCUCUCGCGCGAGGAGAAUAUCAAAAGUGUCAACCAGUUCUAUCUGCUGGUACAGAUCCUGGGUACACUGAAGGAGUCCAAGAAAUUUGUCUGUCAGCUUAAGGUGCGAGGAAAUGGUCACCUGCUCACGUGGUCAUCACCGCCGAGUUCAAUAGUGGAAGGAGUCGAGGCAGUCAUCGCGCGAAGAGACUGCCUCGUCUUCGGCGAGCAAGCCUUCACCUGCGAAGGGAGUCUGACCGUCGACGUCACCGUGACAGUCAACAUCAGAGAAACUAUGUAGUACAUACUGUAUCGGUCGUGGUUUUGCCGAAAGAAGCGACCACGGCUCGGUCGGGUGUCAACAGAACGUUGAACCCCAGGCGUUUAUUGAAAGUGAAAAUUAUAUUGGCAGUUGAAAGACUGGUGAUUACUGCCUCAUUGCUUCUGCAAUCACGUGCAUCGAGCUGGCGCUCAGUCAAUCGGCGUGCUUCAAGGCAAUACCCUUCACAGUGACAUCACAACGGCUAUUUUUACACAUUGAAUCAGCCACGUAAGUAGUGAAACUGGUGCAGUGACAUCCGCAACAGUGAAAUAAUUCACGAGAAAUCACCGACAACGAGGACAGUGGCUUUCGGUAUACAGCCACUUCCACGAUGCUCAAGCCACGAUGCUCAAGCAUCGGACAAAGUAACAUCCCUGUGUGUGCAGCACUUGCUGGUGCCAAAGGUGUUAAGUGAGCUGCCAUUUCGCUUGCACAACACUUGUCAUUAUUGUGCUCAUCACUGUCUUGUUUCCUGUCAAAUUUUGCAGUGAAAUUUCUGCUUUUUUCUUCGUGUAGCAAAGAAACGCGGUUGUUUGUGUGCUCUUAUCCUAUUUCGCACUUUGUAACCAUGCUCGGCGGCACUCUAUCUAUUGCGGCAGCGCGUACAUAUGUACACGAGAAAUCUCGGACAUGUACAUGUGCUAGAGCACUACAGUAGUAGUGUACUACUGGGUCUAGUUAAUACUGGGAAUAAAUAUCUUUUUUUUUU